Ilyonectria robusta is the source of this 2076-nucleotide messenger RNA. RefSeq lists its product as uncharacterized. The record is from RefSeq and is a predicted model, not a curated record. NCBI's taxonomy places the organism in Eukaryota, Fungi, Ascomycota, Sordariomycetes, Hypocreales, Nectriaceae. The transcript is spliced from 2 exons. The coding region runs from base 1 to 1884 and encodes 627 amino acids.
AUGGAUCUGAAUCACGAUGUCUCGGGUCUGAUGAUGGAGGUACCUGUCGGCAUCGAAAGGGACACCUUCGGCAGAGAACAUCAUCCGCGACGCCCACUUCUGCUUGAUACCGUCAUGGAAGGCCGUGAGAAGGCGUCUCGCAGUAGAUUGCUUCAGCUGCCAGCCGAGAUCCUGGCCGAGGUGGUCGACUUGUUGACCGACGACAAGGCGGCUCUGGCUUCCCUCGCCCUGGUCAAUAGUGAUUGCCGACAGCUCGCCCGUUCCGUGCAGUUUGCCGAGAUCCGCUUCGACUACAGUCGUCACAAACAGGAACUCAUGUUGGAACUUGCACGUGAAGCCUUCAACUCCCCUCGGAAGCUCAGCAUCGGCGCCUGCGUGCGCAGAUUCACCUUCGCGUCCGAUCCCAGGCACGUUAUAGACGUCCACCUUGAUCUGUACGAUUCAAUCUGGGGUGACGCUUAUAAGUACUCCGAAAAGCAACGCGAGGGUUUCCGAACAGAGACCAACGACUUUUAUCGGAAACUGAGAGCGCUUACGGUGCUGCCUAUUACCGUCACAAUGCCCAACCUUGAAGUUUUCGUCUGGGAGGACCGCUUCUCGCUCGAUGAAUCCUUCUUUCUUGGCGUGUCCCGCUCUUCAAUCCGGCACCUCAAGAUGAGCAAUGUUUUUAUCGAUGAUCCCUGGCUGAUGGAAGAGCCUCUGACUCCCAAGACAUGGCCACUUUGCUCUCUGGAUGUCGACAUUUCUUUGGCAUUUCGGUUUCAGGACGUGAUUGACUCAUACGGAGAUGGCCAGGAUGUGCAGACAACAGAGCCGAUAAACCCGAUAUCUCCUUUCUUCAGAACACUCUUCCAGCUUUGUGCUCCUACGCUUGAAUCACUGAAGUGGACAACGGUGGAUAUCUUGUCCAAGGACAACAUUUCAUUCGGCCGCAAUCCCAUCUCGUUCCCGCGUUUACGGCGUCUGCAGCUUGGCUCUCUAUAUCUUGAUGCUACCGGGUUCUCACUAUUCAUGUCAGCUCCGCUCCGGCAUCUGGAGUUGUCUCCCAUGGUUUUGACCCAGCACGGGGGCUCUCUGCCUGCUGAUGGGACAGUGCGAGAUCUUAGCAGCUUCGUCGUCGACGAUUUACCCGUUGAGAAGAAGCCGUGCAUGCGUAUCGCCAAGUUUAUCAUACAAUCUGACCGCCUCCAAAAGCUUUUCGUGCAUGAGUGCCAUGAUGCACGCAACGAGAACGCUCACCUUGACCGCUGCAUUAUCCCUCUGCUUACACACGACAAAUUCAGCCAUCUUCGUUCUCUGUCUUUGGCAUGGGGCGGAGGCAGCAUACCAGCACAUGAACUCGAAAUUCCGGUAACAGCGCUUGCAGCAGUUGGGGCGCUUGUGUCGCUCGAACAACUCAGCCUCGGUUGCGGCUUGAGGAACGGAUGGCGAACUCAAUGGCUUGUUAACCACCCGCAACUGCGCGCCUCCCUUCAAGGUCUACAUAGACUUAAGAAGCUGGCACUGGUUCGCGACACCUAUCCAAUCCCUUCGCCUGACUUUAACGCUGUGGAUUAUUAUGCGCGACGAAUGGUCAUGGCCGAAGAGCGCGCUGAGGCGGAAGGUCGGAUGGAAUUGGAACCGGAUGAGCCUGGUACUCGCAACAACCCAGAAGUCGAGAUAUGGGAGAGAGCACAUCGAAACCGUAUGCUCGACCACGCUGAGGCAUAUGCUGCAGUCCUGCCAGCGUUGGAAUGGAUCCUUUGCGGGCAGCGGCCAAUGGCACUCGAGCGAGAUGAUGAAGGCCGGACCGACCGCUUGAAGGCAGUCCCGUUGACUAAAUGCAGGGAUGAUUGCGAUAGGUUUUUGAAAGAAACCUUCGGACUGGCGACUAAAGACGACUAAAAUUCGGAUAUUGAUGGCAUGCUUCAAGAAAGGACACACUAGGUAAUCAGAUGGCGGGUCAAUCGGGUGUGGAUCCUGCUUCUGGUCAGUGUUGUGAUUCAGAAUACCUCCUGCCCCUUCUUUUCUCUCCUACCAUCGGGGAGCAGGAAUUAUAUCACGGCUCGCCCUCGUUGUGGUUUAAGGGAGUUUUUA